AUGUCGUUUUCAUUACCAAAAAGUCCACUUUUGUCACCAAUGUCACCCAUCAUGGAAGAUGUUCUUUCCGAUUCUAAUAGUGUUAUCACUUCAGAUGAACCACUUUCACCUACAUUACAACCUCAACGUAAAUUUAGCGUAUAUAAGACAAAACCCACUACACAACUCUCAUUAAGUGUUCCUUCUACAAAAGCAUACAGUUCUUCUUCUGCUGGGUCGUCGGUAAAAAGUUUCAAUGCAAUUUCAAAUUUACUAGAUAGUAGUAUUAACGGAGAGAACCGUUCAAAGGAAAGUUCUGUAGACGACUAUCUUACCAAAAUCAUGAAUAGAUCCAACUCGGCUUCUUCAACUGAUAAUGAGUAUUUAACGUUUUGUAAGGGUUUCAUUGAUAAUAAAAAUAAUAAAAAGCGGAAUUUUUCUAGUGAACCGGAAAGUGAUAUGAGUUUGGAUUUUGAUGCGAGAAAUGAAAGUAUAGAUUCAGAUAGCUCUAUAGAAUGUAAAAUGAGUAACGGUCAUCUUGAUAUGCCAGCUAUUCCAAUAGACGAAGAAUAUUCGGGAUAUCGUCGCAAGUAUGGACAUGAAGAUCCACAAUCUGUUACUUGGUCUCGACAUCGAAAACACUUCUUUAUACUUAGUAGUUCUGGCAAGCCGAUCUAUACGCGGUAUGGAGAUGAAUCACGUAUUUCAAGUUAUAUGGGUGUGAUUCAAGCCAUUAUUUCAUUUUUUGUUGAUGCCGAAGAUUCUCUAAGAUGUAUAAAUGCGGGAAAUCAUAAAUUUGUAUUUUUACUAAAGGGGCCAUUGUAUCUUGUAGCCGUUUCCCGGACAAAUGAAUCAGAGUCUCAACUUAGAGAACAGUUAAAUUAUCUAUAUAAUCAAAUUUUGAGUGUUUUGACGUCCACUCAAUUAACAAAAAUUUAUGAGCAAAGGAUGAAUUUUGAUUUGCGUAUUCUGCUUGGAGGUACUGAGCCUUUCUUGGAUAAGCUUGCAAAUUCCAUGAGCGAUGAACCGGGGUUCAUGUUAGGUUCGAUUCAAUGCGUUAGAAUGAGCAAAGAACUACGAGAUAAAGUUGGAAAUAUUUUGCAAAUAGACCUUUUAUAUGCCAUGUUAAUAACAAAUUAUAAGCUAAUAACCUUGCUGAGACUUAAAAAACACAGUCUUCAUUCAGCAGAUCUUCACUUGGUUUUUAACAUGGUAAAUGGUUCUUCAACUUUUCGUUCGGUUGAAUCAUGGACUCCAAUAUGUCUUCCAAAGUUUAACAAUAAAGGAUUCCUCCACGCCUACGUGUGCUAUAUUACCGCAAACGUAUGUCUUCUUUUGAUAUCUCCAGACAAGGAUAAAUUUUUUGAAUUAUCUGAUGCCAAAAAUACAAUAGUUGAGCAACUCACCGCUUGCGAUGCUUUACAAGGGAUAGAAGCAGCCUCAAAAAGUGAGGGUUAUUCUAUAGCCGAUAUUGGCGUGGCAGGUUUACGACAUUUUAUAUACAAAUCAAAGACGUGUUUACAAUACACGUCACCUGCAUUUUUGGCAUCAUAUAAUAAUCCUCGUGAAAAACGAAGGUUGUUUAAAUUAUAUAGAUAUACACAUGAUCGUAUGCACUCACGUGUUCGGCCACUCAAAGUACAUUAUUAUGUGAGUCCGUCAGAAACUAUAUUAGGAUGGAUAACAGCAACAUUUGAAUUAUACGCUGCGUUUGGUCCAUUAAUAUCCAAAACAGCAUUGACAAAUUCUUCCCUCGUAUUAUUGAAAUGGAUCAAAAAAGAGGAGGAAAAUUUAUUUAUCAUGAAUUCGCCAGUCUUUUAA
This is a messenger RNA of Funneliformis mosseae, 1800 nucleotides long. NCBI's taxonomy places the organism in Eukaryota, Fungi, Glomeromycota, Glomeromycetes, Glomerales, Glomeraceae. The record is from the annotation of a GenBank genome assembly.